AGGAGGAAGCUGAGCGGCGGUGGGCUUCAGUCUCUGUGAUAAUGUCAUUUUUGUACUUUUUUGUGAUUCGUUCUUGUGUUUGAGUUGAUUCACCAGGCUGCCAGUAUUUUGUGAAUACGACUGUGGCGCGCGAGAGGCAUGGACGUCACCCUGAUGUUCGAGAUCGACGGGGAGCUGGAAUCCUCCGAGGUGGCGAGCCUCAAGUUCCUGUGCAGGGACCAUGUGCCCUGGAAGCAGCUGGAGCGGGUGCAGGACGGCCGCGAGCUCUUCCAGAAGCUGGAGGAGCAGGGCCUACUGGGAGACGACACCCUCUUCGUGGAGGAGCUGCUGCUCGCUAUCAAACGGCUGGACCUUCUGACGAACCACCUGAACACCAACGGCGAGGCGGUGGAGUUGACCAUACAGAGACGGGGGGUCUCGUACACUGGCAUCUCUCCGUACCGGAAGAUGCUGUAUGAGCUGUCUGAAGAUGUGACGGAUGAUAAUCUCAGCUCUCUCAAGUUCCUGUCGAAACUCCCACGGGCCAAGCAGGAGUCCUGCACAAGCGCCCUGGACGUGCUGGUGGAGAUGGAGAAGCGGGAGGAGCUGGGGGAGGAUAACGUGGAGCCGCUGGCCGCGGUGUGUGAGCAGUUCAACAAGCAGCUGGCCACCAGACUGCGGGAGUACGCAGCUCAGCGGGCAGCAGGGGGCGAUCGUAGGACACCUCUCCCGUACCAGGAGUCAUUUGUGCACGGAUAUACAGACAGAAGCUCCACAUACCCAGAGACGGGCUCUCCCAGCCCGCCACAGCAGCCCCGGAGGCUGUCUCCUCCUGAGCCCACUCCCAUGCUGUCUGUCCCCAUUUCAGAGGAAACUCAGAGCCUGUCCAUAGAUGCUGCUCCAGACACUACACCUGCACCCGAGGAGCCAGAUGAUACGUACAGCAUGACAAGCCGGCCGCGCGGGUACUGCCUCAUCAUCAAUAACUUCAACUUCAGGGAGGCGACGAAGAUGCCCCUGAAGAACCGCAAAGGCACCGACAAGGACGCGGAGAGCCUGACGAAGGUGUUCACCAGACUGCAUUUCAAAGUGGAGGAGUGGAAGGACCUGAGGGGGGAGGCGCUGCUGCGGGUGGUGGAUGAGUUCGGCGGCAGGGACCACGGCGCGCUGGACGCCUUCGUGUGCUGCGUGCUGUCCCACGGCGAGAAGGGCACGGUGCUGGGCACGGACGGCAGGGAGGUGCGCAUCCGCGACAUCACGCUGCCCUUCACCAGCAGCCGCUGCCCGUCGCUGGCCCGCAAGCCCAAGCUCUUCUUCAUCCAGGCGUGCCAGGGCCAGGACAUGCAGCGCGGCUACGCCCCGGCCGGCGGCGGCGGGCGGGGGGGCGUGUACGAGGAGGACGCCGGCCGCAUCGUGCCCGACGCCAUCCCCGACGACGCCGACUUCCUGCUGGGGAUGGCCACGGUGGAGGACUACAAGUCCUUCCGCAGCGUCACGGAGGGCUCCAUCUUCAUCCAGGAGCUCUGCCGCCAGCUGGAGGACUGCUGCCCCAGGAGAGAAGACAUCCUAACGAUCCUGACCAGAGUGAACCAUAAAGUGAGCAGGGGAACCUACCUGGAUCACAAGCAGAUGCCAGAGCCGCGGUACACUCUGACCAAGAAGCUGGUCCUGCCUUUAGACUGACAAGCCAUCUGCCAUUUCUGCCUACACAGACAAGAUGCCUUCCUAUUGGAUACCAGCAGGGGUGCUUUGAUCACAUUACCAGCGGUGUCAUCUCAGUGCCCGGUUAGGGACUCAGGUUUUGCACUUCCUCCUUUGAAGCGAAGCAGAAUCCACACCGCAGUGCACUUACUUUUAGUAUGGGUGAAACUCAGAUUCCGUUACUGCCGAUGCAGAAGAAAAGGAUUAUGGGAUAGCACUCAAUUGCACCUCCAUGGCUGUUUUGUACUUCACUGUCUGAAAUGAACUCACUCACCUAAAGAACAUGCAUUUUUGUGAAAAUGAAAUUACAAUUCCUUUUGUAAGCCUUCAUGAAAAACAAGGGAUUGUGGGAAAGAGUUCAGCUGCCCUGCUGGGUGAUGAACUAUGUUUUACGUAAACUCUACUGAAAUAUAGCAUAAUGGUAAUGCUAAUGGUGGAUGGAGAGAUACUACAGUUGCACUGUAUUGGCUGUUUACAUGUGAUGUGCAC
Megalops cyprinoides (Indo-Pacific tarpon) is the source of this 2169-nucleotide messenger RNA. It is a transcript of the gene casp8, whose product is annotated as caspase 8, apoptosis-related cysteine peptidase. Bases 139 to 1662 code for a protein of 507 amino acids. Gene Ontology annotation, biological process: negative regulation of extrinsic apoptotic signaling pathway via death domain receptors; proteolysis. Lineage: Eukaryota; Metazoa; Chordata; Actinopteri; Elopiformes; Megalopidae. The record is from RefSeq and is a predicted model, not a curated record. The transcript is spliced from 10 exons. Gene Ontology annotation, molecular function: cysteine-type endopeptidase activity; protein binding.